Triticum turgidum subsp. durum (durum wheat) is the source of this 1092-nucleotide messenger RNA. The record is from the annotation of a GenBank genome assembly. Lineage: Eukaryota; Viridiplantae; Streptophyta; Magnoliopsida; Poales; Poaceae.
AUGGGUACCCCCUCGCAGGGCUCGGCUGCCGUGGCGGCGGCCCGGGUCGACCUCUGCGCGCUCGACCUCAUGCCCGUCUUCGCCAAGGAGAUGAUUGCCGGCGGGGUCGCCGGUGCUUUCUCCAAGACCGCCAUCGCGCCGCUCGAGCGCCUCAAGAUAUUGCUACAGACUAGAACAAAUGAGUUCAGGUCUCUCGGAGUUCUGAAAUCCUUGAAUAAACUGAGAAAACAUGAUGGUGUCUUGGGAUUUUACAAGGGAAAUGGUGCCAGUGUGUUAAGAAUUGUUCCUUAUGCUGCAUUACAUUAUAUGGCGUAUGAGCGAUACAGGUGUUGGAUCUUGGGUAACUGCCCUACACUUGGCACAGGACCUGUGGUAGAUCUUUUAGCAGGCUCAGCAUCAGGCGGGACUGCAGUCUUGUGCACUUAUCCCUUGGACUUGGCUAGGACCAAGCUUGCAUUCCAGGUUAAUAACACAGAUCAACCUAGCAAUGGUUUGAAAAGGCCAAUUGCUCCACCAUCAUAUGGAGGAAUAAAAGAUGUCUUCAGAGGUGUUUACUCAGAAGGUGGAGUGCGAGCGCUCUAUCGUGGAGUAGGUCCAACGCUAAUGGGAAUACUUCCCUAUGCUGGUCUUAAAUUCUACAUAUAUGAAGGGUUGAAGGCACACGUACCUGAAGAUUACAAAAAUUCUGUCACUUUAAAACUAUCCUGUGGUGCCGCAGCUGGUUUAUUUGGACAAACUUUAACCUACCCACUAGAUGUAGUCAGGAGACAAAUGCAGGUUCAAAGUCAUCUGCAGCAUGAUCAGUCUGGUGGCCCACGAAUAACAGGUACAUUCCAGGGGCUUAAGAUCAUCAAACAAACACAGGGAUGGAGACAAUUAUUUGCUGGUCUGAGCCUCAAUUAUAUCAAGGUGGUACCCUCGGUGGCUAUUGGUUUCACCGCAUACGACACAAUGAAGCAUUUGCUGAAGAUACCUCCGAGAGAGAGCAUAAAGCCUGAGUGGAAUGUUAAAGCAGUUAUACAUCUGAAAACAAAAAACGCAAUUAACUGGACCUCUUCAGGGAAGACCGGCUGCCGCCUUUGUGGUCUCUGA